Aspergillus wentii DTO 134E9 is the source of this 927-nucleotide messenger RNA. RefSeq names its product phosphoadenylyl-sulfate reductase (thioredoxin) (gene met16). Lineage: Eukaryota; Fungi; Ascomycota; Eurotiomycetes; Eurotiales; Aspergillaceae. Gene Ontology annotation, cellular component: cytoplasm. The record is from RefSeq and is a predicted model, not a curated record. The coding region runs from base 1 to 927 and encodes 308 amino acids. Gene Ontology annotation, molecular function: phosphoadenylyl-sulfate reductase (thioredoxin) activity. The transcript has 2 exons.
AUGCCUGCGAAGAUGCCCCUCAACUACCCCUCUGACUCGGAGGGGAUCGACUCUAGAAACGCCAACACCGACUCUGGCUAUGUCAGUGGCGGUUCCAGUGAUGACUACUUGCCUGAGAUUGUCUUCACCAAGCCUCACUUGCAGUUCCUCAACAGACAGUUGCAGUUCCUCGAGCCUCAAGAUGUCCUGAGAUGGUGUAUCACUUCGCUUCCUCAUCUCUUCCAGACCACUGCCUUUGGUCUCACAGGUCUCGUGACCCUUGACAUGCUGUCCAAGCUUGAUGUGCCCCGGCCACAGAUGGUGGAUCUCGUCUUCCUCGACACCCUCCACCACUUCCGUGAGACCUUGGACCUUGUUGACCGGGUCCGCAAGAGGUACCCUUUGAACAACGUUCAUGUCUACAAGCCUGCCGGUGUCGAGUCUGAGGAGGAAUUCGCCAAGAAGUACGGUGCCCGUCUCUGGGAAACCGACGACCAAUUCUACGACUGGGUCGCCAAGGUCGAGCCUGCCCAGCGUGCCUACCGGGAACUCAACGUCCAUGCCGUCCUCACUGGACGCCGCCGUAGCCAGGGUGGCAAGCGUGGUGACCUCGACGUCAUCGAGGUCGACGAAGCCGGCCUCAUCAAGAUUAACCCCUUGGCCAACUGGACCUUUGACCAAGUCAAGCAGUACGUCAAGGAAAACGAUGUGCCAUACAACGUGUUGUUGGACCGUGGCUACAAGAGCAUUGGCGACUACCACUCCACCCAGCCUGUCAAGGAGAACGAAGAUGAGCGAUCUGGUCGCUGGAAGGGUCAGGCCAAGACUGAGUGUGGAAUUCACAACCCUCGAUCGAAAUACGCCCAAUACCUCAUGGACUUGGAACGCAAGAGACAGGAGGAAGCCCUCACAUCUGCCUUGCAGAAUCAACUCACGACUGCUCAAUGA